AGCUCACAACUAUUCUGUAUGCACAACUUAUCGCAACAUGCGUAUAGAAACGUGUUAUUUCUGUUCAUCCCGGAUAUUUCCGGGACACGGAAUUCAGUUUGUAAGGAAUGAUUGUAAGAUAUUCAAGUUCUGUCGCUCGAAAUGUCACGCUGCAUUCAAAAAGAAGAAGAAUCCGAGAAAAGUCAAAUGGACCAAGGCCUACAGAAAAACAGUUGGCAAAGAAUUGGCGGUGGAUCCGUCGUUCGAGUUUGAAAAGAGGAGGAAUGUACCCGUCAAAUAUAACAGAGAAUUAUGGAGCAAGACUUUGGAGGCAAUGAAAAAGGUAGACACUAUCAGGCAGAGGCGACAGAAUCUACACAUUAUGCAGCGAUUACGUAAGGGAAGAGAACUCGAACAGGAGAGAGACAUCAAGGAGGUGCAGCGUGACCUGUCUCUUAUCCGUUCGCCAGCCGCUGGUCUCAAACAAAGAAAGAAGCAAGAAGAGGCAGCCGAAGAACAGGAACACAUGCAAGUAGAUCAAGAUUCCAACGAUGAACUCGAAGCCGUGGCAGAAAUUAAUUAAAUCGUUGUAUAUAUUUUUAUGUCAUUUCAAUAUCCUAUACAUUAUUUCCACUGUAUUAAUUAAUUAUCAGUUAUAAGUUAUAAUAUGUAGAUAUAUUAAUUUUUAACAAAAUAAAUUAUGGAA
Messenger RNA from Mycetomoellerius zeteki, 685 nucleotides. It is a transcript of the gene RpL24-like, whose product is annotated as ribosomal protein L24-like. NCBI's taxonomy places the organism in Eukaryota, Metazoa, Arthropoda, Insecta, Hymenoptera, Formicidae. The transcript has 2 exons. Gene Ontology annotation, biological process: ribosomal large subunit biogenesis. The record is from RefSeq and is a predicted model, not a curated record. Gene Ontology annotation, molecular function: structural constituent of ribosome. Gene Ontology annotation, cellular component: nucleolus. Bases 38 to 562 code for a protein of 174 amino acids.